This is a messenger RNA of Cervus elaphus (red deer), 4070 nucleotides long. It is a transcript of the gene BRAP, whose product is annotated as BRCA1 associated protein. The transcript is spliced from 12 exons. The coding region runs from base 201 to 1979 and encodes 592 amino acids. The record is from RefSeq and is a predicted model, not a curated record. Gene Ontology annotation, cellular component: cytoplasm. Gene Ontology annotation, molecular function: zinc ion binding; nucleic acid binding; ubiquitin protein ligase activity. Lineage: Eukaryota; Metazoa; Chordata; Mammalia; Artiodactyla; Cervidae. Gene Ontology annotation, biological process: protein ubiquitination; Ras protein signal transduction.
GGACAACGACGGCGGCCGAGAGGCGGAAGUGGAGGUGGUUGUGGCUCAGAGGGUUGUUCGCGGAGGUGCUGCUGCUGCUGAGGCGGUGGCGGCGGCGCUGAGGCGGUGGCGGCACUGCCCGCCCCGGGCCUCUCUGCUCUAGGCUCGCCUCCCAGCCUCGCCUGAGCCCGCCGGGGCCUUCGCCGGCCAGCGGCUGCCCUAUGAGUGUGUCACUGGUUGUCAUCCGCCUGGAGCUCGCAGAACACUCGCCGGUCCCCGCCGGCUUCGGCUUCAGCGCUGCGGUCGGGGAAAUGUCUGAUGAGGAGAUCCAAAAGAAGACACUAGCUUCAGCUAUAGCCUGUUUAGAAGGGAAGUCACCAGGGGAGAAAGCAGCAAUCAUACAUCAGCAUCUCGGUCGUCGAGAAAUGACAGAUGUGAUCAUUGAGACCAUGAAGGCCAACCCAGAUGAGCCAGAAGCUACAGUGGAAGAAAGGAAAUCUUCAGAAGCAUCCCCCACUGCACAGAGAAGUAAAGAUCCAAGUAAAGAAGGUGUAAAUGCUGCUCCUGAUUCUCCAUCCAAGCAGCUUCCAGAUCAGAUUUCCUUCUUCAGUGGAAACCCCUCAGUUGAAAUAGUUCACGGUAUUAUGCAUCUAUACAAGACAAAUAAGAUGACCUCCUUAAAAGAAGAUGUGAGGCGUAGUGCCAUGCUGUGUAUUCUCACAGUCCCUGCUACAAUGACCAGUCAUGACCUUAUGAAGUUUGUCGCCCCAUUUAAUGAAGUAAUUGAACAAAUGAAAAUCAUCAGAGACUCUACUCCAAAUCAAUAUAUGGUGCUGAUAAAGUUUAGUGCACAGGCUGAUGCAGAUAGUUUUUACAUGGCAUGCAAUGGCCGCCAGUUCAACUCAAUAGAAGAUGAUGUUUGCCAGCUGGUCUAUGUGGAGAGGGCAGAAGUGUUGAAAUCUGAGGAUGGUGCCAGCCUCCCUGUGAUGGACCUGACAGAGCUGCCCAAGUGCACAGUGUGUCUGGAGCGCAUGGACGAGUCCGUGAACGGCAUCCUCACCACCUUAUGUAACCACAGCUUCCACAGCCAGUGUCUGCAGCGCUGGGACGACACGACAUGUCCUGUUUGCCGAUAUUGUCAAACGCCAGAGCCAGUAGAAGAAAAUAAGUGUUUUGAGUGUGGUGUUCAGGAAAACCUUUGGAUUUGUUUAAUAUGUGGCCACAUAGGAUGUGGACGAUAUGUGAGUCGACAUGCCUAUAAGCACUUUGAGGAGACCCAACACACGUAUGCCAUGCAGCUCACCAACCAUCGAGUCUGGGACUAUGCUGGAGAUAAUUAUGUCCAUCGACUGGUUGCAAGUAAAACAGAUGGAAAGCUGGUACAGUAUGAAUGUGAAGGUGAUACUUGCCAGGAGGAGAAAAUAGAUGCCUUACAGUUAGAGUAUUCGUAUUUACUAACAAGCCAGCUGGAGUCACAACGAAUCUACUGGGAAAACAAGAUAGUCCGGAUAGAGAAGGACACAGCAGAGGAAAUUAACAACAUGAAGACCAAAUUUAAAGAAACAAUUGAGAAAUGUGAUAAUCUAGAGCACAGACUAAAUGAUCUCCUGAAAGAAAAGCAGUCUGUGGAAAGAAAGUGCACUCAGCUAAACACUAAAGUGGCCAAACUCACCACGGAGCUCAAAGAGGAGCAGGAAAUGAACAAGUGUUUGCGAGCCAAUCAAGUCCUCCUGCAGAACAAGCUAAAGGAGGAGGAGAGGGUAUUAAAAGAGACCUGUGACCAGAAGGACCUGCAGAUCACCGAGAUCCAGGAGCAGCUGCGGGAUGUCAUGUUCUACCUGGAAACGCAGCAGAAAAUCAACCACCUGCCGGCUGAGACCCGGCAGGAAAUCCAGGAGGGACAGAUCAACAUCGCCAUGGCCUCAGCCUCCAGCCCCCCAUCUUCUGGGGGCAGUGGGAAGCUGUCCUCCAGGAAGGGCCGCAGCAAGAGGGGCAAGUGAUCUUCAGAGAGGUGCACUUCCCCAGGACUGUUCUCCCUGGCACAGCGAGGGCGUGCUGGGGCCUUCAGCUAACUGUGAGGGUGGACCCUGAAUAAGUAUAAGUCAGGAUCAAGCCACAGUUGUUUGGAUCUUUCAUUUGCUAGCGUGUGGUGUAACGACCAUAGAAGGCUGACGACCAGGAGAGCUGAGGGAAACAGGCAGUGUUUUCAAAGGUGGCUGCUUUUCUCAACCAUGAUAGUUCACUAACCUCAGACGUUCUGAUGACCAUUUUGCCUUCCUACUUGAUAGAUGCCCCAACGCUGCUGUGCAUUUUUCCGUUGUAUUUAUUGAGUUGGUGUAUUUGACUUCCAGUUCUGGGGUCAGUUUAAGAGCUCGGAUUUUUUUGUGUCCCCUGAAAGGUAAUGUUACCUCGCUCUAAGGCACCAAACUUGCCAGAAGUCACAGCAGUUGCUUGAGAGAGAGGCUCCCGUUGGCCACUAAGGAUUUAUGAAAACGCCCUAGCAUUAGUCUCAUAUCAUUGGCAUCACUCCUUGCCUCUGGGGAAUUGAAGAAAUGGUUAAAUGUUAAAUGAAAAGAGGCUAGGUGUGUAAACCCAGCACUGGCUUGUCACCAGCAGCCAUCUCCUCUUGCUCUAGGCCUCACCAGGAAAAACAAACAGCCCCCGGGCAUACUGAGUGGACCCAGUGUAGGAAAACUGGUGACGUCCCCACUUUGUUUAUUUUUGAUGCCUCCACAGCUCAUUAUGAACCUCAGAGAAGGAGGCUUAAUUUUUGCUCUAAGAUUCAAAUCUCAGUGGAUUUCCUAGCAUCCAGCAAGAAGAAGCAGGCAGAUUUAUCAUCCAUGUGAAAAGGUAUGAGCAAGGCCACUGACUGGCUGACUGUAUUUUGUUGGGAUCAGUAUUUCCUGAGUGUUUACAGAAAAUUGGGCUACGUGUUUCGAUUGUGACUAGAGGAGCUUAGGCAGAUCUGCAGUUACGCUUUCAAGAUAUAUCCAAAAGGCUGUUGCUAAAUUCAAAAAUUAGAAUUUUAACAGAGGCCCCUUUAAAACAGUCAUGUAAUGCUUAUAUGGGCCAACAGAGGGUCUGUGUACUUUUUCUAGAAACAGAAAUGUCCAAAAAAAACCCUCGCAAUAUGUGGUAAUUAAGCAAAAUUAAAGUAAGACCCGUGUUGGAAUUUAGCUUCCAAAAGAGGUAGCUAUAUAGGUUAACAAGACACACUGUUAAAUGAUGGGUUUUCUUUUCUGUUUUUAUAAUUAGACAAAGUUUUCAAAUGAUCACACUUCAGACCUGGUUUUUAGCCUAUGAUUAGGCCUCAUCCUCCAAAAGUCUUCCGUGUCACCUCUUCACACACCAACUGUAUGGCUAAUCACGAUGCAUUUCUGUGGGGUCUGCCACAGCAUUUCCCAAAGAACCUUCUCUGUAACUCUGCAACAUGAAUGUACUCAGACAUUCUCAAUUCUUUCUUAGGGCAAACCAAUUCCACAAGUCCCCCUUGGACUUAUAUAUAUAUAUACAGGUAUCUUAAAGCAAAAGUGGGAAUGGGAAGCUAACCUAAUUCUCUUUCCUAUAGAGAUUCUAUUUUAUUUAAAAUCUAUUUUUACACUAGUUAGAAUCCUGCUUUUUUGGCCAAGUACUUGUUGUGCAUGUCUGACCUUGCAGAAGCUGGGGUGGAUCGUAGCAUACUAAUUAAGAGAAUUAGAAGUAGUUGACAAAGCUUGCUUGCUCCUCUUUUCUCUGUGAUCACCUCUUGUCAAGCAGCUCUGCCACCACUGGGAGAACAGAGAUUUUUCUCAGUACAGGUGAGAUAAACACUCUGAAAGGCUGUGCCCAGAGGAAGGAGCAAAUAGGCAAAUGUUUCCAAACUACUUGAAGGUUUAAAAAAAAAUGUUCCAGAAAAAAAUCUUGUCAAGCUAUGUAAAGAAAAUGUUUAAAAAAAAAAACAAAAAAACAGUCAACGAGUCAUGUUUGAAUUUGACAAAAUUACAUAAGGUAGAAACUCUUAGUGUUUUCUGCAGGAUGAAAAUGAACCACUUAACAUAUCCAUACUACCUUGAACAGUGAAAUUGCAUUAAAAUAACCAAACUUUGAAAUGA